GAUCUGGGAGCAGCACCAGCACGGCUAGGCCAGCAGCCUCUGGAUUCAGCCGUUCAUCUUUGUAUCUCGAACAAGGAAGCUCAUUCUUCUUCGACUCAGCUUUGAGCUUUGGUGAUGAUGAGUGGCUCAAUUGGAGGGAUCUCAUCGCAAGCAUGAAGAUUAUGCAUUCCUCUCCCGCCAUAGCCCUAGUCCUCGCCCUCUCUCUCACCUCUGUUCGCGCCUUCGCGCCGCAACCCACGCAAAUACCUCGGCUGCUGUCGCGCAACCAUGCCUCACGGGUCCGCCAGGCCAGCCAGGGGCCUCUUAGGGCGCCAGCUGGUGUGCGGCUGAUGGCGCUGGAUGAGGCGACGGGCGGUGGUGGGUCGAUUGACCCACAGACCAUUGCCCUGAUUGCGUCCCCCCUCGUGGCUGCGGCGUUUGCCUUCGCUUUUGCCUUCACCAAUGAGAAGCAGAAACUCGCGGAUGCAGGUGGGCUGUUCUGGGCAGGGUGGGCAGCGAAAUGGAGGGCACCUGUCUGUGUGAGUUGAGUAGGUGUGGAGGUAAAGGAUUUCGUCCCGUCGGUGUCGUUGACGGAGAACGGCAAGAUCCAAAGCAAGCUGAGGAGCGUGCGGCUGCCAAGCGGCUUCGAGGCGCUGCUGAUCUCCGACCCCAACGUGCCCAACCCCACUGCAUGCCUGGCCCUCAAGGCCGGACAGUGGGAGGAACCGGCCUACGCGAGCGGACUCGCGCACCUCUGCGAACACAUGCUCUGGGGAGGAGAUAUCAUGGUCAGGGAGGGGGGGGCGGGCAGCACACAGACUCACAUAUGCCCAUACGAAGCGGUGUGUGUCUGCGUGUCUGUCUGGUUGCUUCUGUGCGAUCUUCCGUCAGUCAAAGGCGGCGUGGACGGAGGCGCUGACGCGGCCGCGGACGACGUCGUAUGGGAUGGUGAUGAGCGACGUGCGGCCGGGCCCCGGCAACAAGGACAAGAUCACACAGCCGCUGCAGACACUGGCGCAGCAGUUCUACGACACGUUCUUUGUUGACGAAGUCGUUAUCAAAGAGGUGAGUGGUGCCACUGCUUCCGUGUGUGUGGGCGGCGGAAUGGAUGGAUGGAUGGAUGGCGCUGGUGUGUGUGUGUGUGUGUGCAGAUGAAGGUGCUCGACAGCGAGUUCAAGUUCUUCAAGUCCAACGACGCCAACAGGAUUGGCAAUCUCUUCAGGGACAAAACCGCCAACCCCAAGCACCCUUUCGCCAGGUACACUCACUCACACAUACAUCUGGCGACGAAAGGCAGGCCACAUCUGUGUCUGUCUGCCUUCUGGUUGACCAGGUUUGGUAUCGGCAACGCGCGGACUCUCUCAUCGUCCGGCAAGAACCCCACAGACGAGCUGCAGGGCUUCUACGACGAGUGGUACAGCGCCAACCUGAUGCGCCUUGUCGUCGCCAGCAGGGAAGACCUCAGCACCAUGCAGGACUGGGUCAUCCGCUACUUCAGCGAGAUCCCCAACCGCAACGCGCCAGAAUCGCUGUCAUAUGACGACAUGUCGCCAUUUGACCCCACUAAGACAGGUGCGCCACACACACGACGAGAGUUCUGAUGUAUUGUGCUCUUCCACUCACCCAGGCAAUCUGUUCCGUGUGGUGCCCGUGGCCAAGAACAAGCGCACCAUCCAGUUCUACAUCCCCUUCGAGGCCCCGCGCGGCAGCGAAUACGCCGAGUCCAAGCCAUGGCGGUUCCUGGAGGCCAUCAUGAACGUCGAUGACCCUUCCGUGAGCAAGUACAUCGAGGAGCGCCGCAGCGAGGGGAUCCUCCUGCGGUCGCCCUUUGGCUUCUUCGGCAUCACGCUCACCCUCACGCCUCAGGCGGAGAGGGACCCCAAGGCCGUCGAAGAAGUGCUUGGGUGAGUGUUGUGUUUGUGCGUGCAGAUGCAGGGUGUGCGUGUCCGUGGGUCAUGCGUGUGUGUGUUGAUUUGUGUGUGCAGGUCGAUCUAUCGUCGGCUGUCUAAUUUCCGGCCGGGGCAGAAGAGCCCUGAUACGGGUGGGUCGGUGGGUCGGUGGUGUGGGCGAACACAAAAGCACUUGUAUGUGUCCUGUCCGCCCCUGCAAUCUAUCUCUGUUUUGUGUGGUGGUUGGCCUAUCAUCUGCAGAUUUUGAGAGGGAGAUUGACCAGCUGUUCGGUCAGUUCCGCACGCCGCAGCCCAUCUUUGACGACUUUGAUAUGGCGCCACUCGACAGGCCCUACACACUCGUCCGACGGGUAGGGAGGGACACCAACACAGGCCAGUGCACCGCACCCAACACAGACAGGCUUCCCUUCCACGAUCCUCUUCCCUGUGUCCGGGUUAUCCCACGAGCAGAUUGCGCAGGACUUCCUGGAUGUGUCAGCCGAGGAGGCCAUCACCGACUCCCAGACAGUCAGGUGGGACCGCGCCAUCCUCUCCAGGUUCGUCGAGCGGUACAUGACGCCGCAAAACAGCCAAAUAUUCGUCGCCAUGCCCACAUACGAAGCACAGGUCGGACACAUAAGAGGGAGCAACACAUCCACACUCAUACGGCUGCUGGUUUCCCCAAUUCAGGCGCUGUCGAAGACCGCGAAAAGGGAUGGCUGGCAGGAGGACGACAUAUUCGGCUCCUUCUACAAGCAGGAGCCCCUUCCGAAGUCAAUCAUCCAGGCUUUCAAUCAGGGCGUCACGGAGACGUCCAUGCCAGCGCCUGCGGCCACGCCAGACACCACACAAGAGCCUGCAAAAGCCCCCGCUACCCCUGCCGCCAAGGCGCCGUCAGCAACACCUGCAGCUGCGAAGGAGGAGGUAAUGGUCUGACUACAGCACACGAGCAGAGCGACACAUUGCAGCUGUGCAUUGCCCGUGUGGGGCAUGUCAUGUGUGUCAGGCCGUCAAGGGCCCGGGUGUGUACAAGGUGGUAGACCAGGCGGGCAUCAGGGGCUACCUCGGCUGGGGUGUCAGCGAGGAGGGCGAAGAAAGCGACCGUGUGGAGGGCCGCGUCAUGCUCCAGCUCAGCGAGCCCCUCCCCCUCUCCCCCACAGACACCGCCAGGCAGUCUCUGCCCUUCCCCGGCGAUGCAGACCGGUCCGCCCCGCUCCCAUCCAUCGCAUCACACCUCGUCUCGGCCGUGCUAGAAGACCUUCUCUCGCAAGAUGAUUCGCUCGACCGGCUGUCGAUACAGCCUAAGGGCACAGCAGGGGUGGCUGGGGAGGGGCUGGAGGUGUCUUUCUCGGGACCGGGGGGCGUGGCGGAUGUCGCCAGCCUGCUGGAGGGCGUCAGGGAGGUGCUUGCUAAGGGUGAUAGAGACAAGAUGGAGAGGGCUUUCGAGCGGGCGAAGGGGCGGUUGUUGGAUGAGGUGCGGGAGUUGUGUGCGCGGCGUCCGCAGUACCUGUCGGACAUUCAGCGGCGGUCGGCUGUGAGGGAGGUGCUAUCGCCUCAGGCAGCGAUACCCGAAGAGAUGCUGCCCAUUCUGGUGAGGAAACAUACAUACCCGAGAAGACUCGUGGAUCCGUUCUGUCUGUUUGUCCAUGUGUGUCGUGUGUGUGUGUGUGUUUUCCAGGAGGGUGACAGGGUAUCUUUCGGGUGGUUCACGUCGCUCCUCCCCCGCUGGACCAGCCUCUCGUCCGCAGCGAUCCUCCUACACAUCAACGAUCCACGGCCAACAGUCAGGACGCGCCUCAUCGACUCGCUCUCGCGUGCAGCCAAGGUGCUGGAGCCAUCAGUUGCGCCAGCUGCAGCUCCUGUCAGCGCGCCUCUAGACUACCUGAGGGCGCCGCUGGGCGAGGAUGGACUUGCCUAUGAGAGGGAGUGCCGGUCUGUUGGCGAUGAGAACGCCAUGGCUGAGGUGGUCUUCCAAAUCAUACCUGAGGACCUUUGGAGCCAAAAAGAGGUGAGAAUGGACAGACAGACAGACAGACAGACAGAGGGAGGGUGGGAGGGGAUCAUGGUGAGUGUUUGUGCAGUGGGUGGGGCAGAAGGGCGAGAGCCCCUGCAGCGUGCCGGUCAACGUGGAGGCUGUUCUUCGUGUGGUCCGCUACACCAUGGUCGACUCACUGCGCAGAGUCAUCAGGGAACAGAUGCAAUACGGGUAAACCAAGCCACCCACCCCACCGACCCAUCGAUCCCUCUCUUGUGUCAACAUGCAGGUACGUCGUCUCAUCAUGGCUGGAGCCGCUGGGCGCCUCCUACCUUCUCCGGCUGACCGUCGUCUCGUCGACAGCCCCACCCUCUACCCUCACAGCGGCUAUCGAGCAGUGGCUGUCGACAUACGAGGCCAGCGACCUCACUGACGAGGCCAUCCGGUCGGCAGUGGCCGAGUGCAUGAGCAACAGGGACAUGCUGGGCGACCGGGAGGGGCCGUCAAGGACGGCAGCCGACGCGCUGUGGAGGGACGUCGUCUACCAGCCCGAUCGAGAUGAGAGGUCCGCAACAGCACACAAACCAGCCCGUGUGUGGGUGUGUACGUGUCUCUCUGUCUGUGUGUGCAGGUGGUGUGACGUCGGCUCAGAGGUGGUGUCAUCGCGGCGGGCCAGCCUAGAGUCGCUGUUGAGCGAUCCCGCCAGGAGGCGGGCGCUCGUCAGCCAACCGCGAGUGGCGGAGUUCGUUCAGACAUUCCUCUCGCGAAAGGCACCGUUCAGGCGGAAAGUCACCCUGCAGGUCAGCAGAACGCAGCACGAUGUGAGCAGUGUGGACCACCUGGUCUCCCUCCGUGUCGUCUGUGCAGGUGUCGAAUCCGAAUGUGCCGCCACAGCAGCAGCAGCAGCAGCAGCAGGAGGAGGAAUUGCAGAAAGAGGAAGCGCCGCUGCCCGUUGAGACACCAAGAUGACGGCCGAAACCAACACACCUUCCUGCAGGUGUUUGUGAGAGGGGAGGGAGAGGUUUGUGAAUGCAGUGAGCCAUUUACGUUGAUCGGACAGACAGACAGACAGACAGACAGGCCUGAGAGAGUGCGUGGUUUUCAUGCCAUCCAUCCAUUUUUCGGGCGCUGUUCCUUCCUUCCGUCAUUGAUAAGAGCUGGGUGUGGUGGGCGUUCCCUCCUUCCUCGUCUUGUGUCUCGUUCAUGAAUUUUUCUCUGAAGGAAUGCGUUCUGCAUCCAUCGAUCCACUGACUUGUGGAUGAUGAAUGAAUGAAUGAAUGAGGC
Molecule: messenger RNA, 5127 nt
Organism: Vitrella brassicaformis
Lineage: Eukaryota; Vitrellaceae
Source: the annotation of a GenBank genome assembly